GGAGAAUAGUAGCGAACUGACAUCAAGUAUCUCAUCUCCAAUUGAAGAAUCAUUAAGACUUAUGACUUUCCUCGGCAUAUCCAAGUUUUCGGAGAUCGGAGUUCGGUAUAAGCAAUUUUGAUUGUGUCAGUCAUCCGGCGUGAUUCAUUAGUUGCACUAUACAUAUAUAUAUAUCUUUACCUCAAAAGUGGUUGCCUGCCAACGAUUUUCAUGUGCUUGGGUGAACAUCAAAAUCACCAUCAUUCUUCUUCCACAACUUCUGCGCAUCCGAUAAUCCAACCAUUAAAACCCAAAAUCCAACAUCCAAAAUGUCCUCUCCACCCUUCAUUCUGCGUCCAGCAACCCUAUUCGAUAUCCCACAAAUGACACACAUCGUCAUCGCAGCCUAUGCAUCCAGUCCCGUAAGCGACUUUUUAAACCCCCUCGCGAAACGAUAUCCGCGAGAUCUGCAGAUAUCCACGGGACAAGCCGUCACCAGAUCCUAUCUGAAUCCUCGCACUCUGACUUUGGUUGUCUGUUCCCCGGAGUCACCUGAUGUGCUUGUGGCUUACGGCAUGUAUAAUCGUAAAGGUCUGGAUUCGGGGGCGGCGAAAUUUGUGCAUGAGAGGAGCCGCGUCGAAAGAUUGGGGAGAUGGUUAUUGAAUUCCUUCUUGGCGGUUUUGUUCACGUUCUAUAAUUACCUCCGGCCAGACCGUGCGACAUCGAAACCCAACAAUGCCGUUUUCAGCCACUCCAUAAAGAUGGAUCAGGAGCGUUAUUGGUCUCCGGAAACUUUUCCAAGAAGGCAAAAUCGCUGGCAUGUAAAUACUAUUGUUGUACUCCCUGAGUAUCAAGGGAAGGGCAUUGGAAGAUUGUUGAUGGAGUAUAUUUUGGAGAGAGCGAAGAAAGAGGAGGUUCCUUCGGGAUUGACGGCCAGCAUUGAAGGAGAGAGAUUGUAUAGAAAUUUGGGGUUCAAAUGGUUAGGAGACUUCUAUACGAGAAUUGGGAGGGAGCAUGGAGAUGGAGGCGGGCAUAUGAUUUGGUGGCCGGAGGGUGUUGACAAAGAUGGAGACUACUGAGCCAGUGCUAUUUCAUAAUCGAACGCUAUGAUUGUAUAGAUGGGAAACCAUAUUGAGAUUAUAAAGCCAUCGUAUUCAAUCAUACUCAUCAUUGAAAGUAGAUUAUCCAAAAUCAGAUUUA
Molecule: messenger RNA, 1179 nt
Organism: Botrytis cinerea B05.10
Lineage: Eukaryota; Fungi; Ascomycota; Leotiomycetes; Helotiales; Sclerotiniaceae
Exons: 1
Coding region: 309-1058 (249 amino acids)
Molecular function (GO): acyltransferase activity, transferring groups other than amino-acyl groups
Source: RefSeq, a predicted model, not a curated record